AUGGAUAGCAAAGACGUGGUAACGCACGUUAAGAAUCUGGAAAAGAAUAAGAGCAAUGAUGAAGUUGUUACAGAAAUUCUGAAUAUCCUUGAUAAGGAGAUGAAGCCGACCGAGAAGCUUCUUCGGGAGACUAAAGUUGGUGUUGUUGUCAAUCAGUUCAAAAAGUCGACUAAUCCUGCCAUCGUUAAGUUAGUCAAGAAGAUGAUCGGUGAGUGGAGGGAUGCGAUUUCAAGAGAAAAGAAGCAGCGUAUAGCGUCGAAGGGUGCGCCUGCAGCCACUACCUCCAACGAACCUAAGAAGCACGAUAAAUUUGUGUCAAGUAAGCCAAGAAGUGCAAAGAAUGAUGGUGUUGUUACCACGAUCUAUGGGCAUAAGUUACGUGACAUGGUUAUCAAAGCAUUUUAUGAUGCCUUAGCCAAGGAAAGUGAACAUCCACCACAAUCCAUUCUGACUACGUCUAUUGCAAUUGAAAAGGAGCUGAACAACUUAAAUGACUCUGAAACAAAUGAAAAGGCUUACAAGGACAAAUAUCGUGUCAUAUACUCCAACGUUAUUUCCAAAAACAAUUCUGAUUUGAAACAUAAAAUUAAUAAUGGUGAUGUAACGCCGCAAUACUUAGUCACCUGCGAUCCUAAGGAACUUGCACCUGAGCAUUUGAAAAAGAAGCUAGAGGAGAUUUCGAAACAGAAUCUUUUCAACGCGCAAGGUGCGACGCUUGAAAGAUCCGUUACUGAUAGAUUCACUUGUGGCAAGUGUAAAGAAAAAAAGGUGUCUUAUUAUCAAUUACAAACAAGAUCUGCGGAUGAGCCUCUCACAACAUUUUGUACCUGUGAAGUUUGCGGUAACAGAUGGAAGUUUUCUUAA
Molecule: messenger RNA, 864 nt
Organism: Lachancea fermentati
Lineage: Eukaryota; Fungi; Ascomycota; Saccharomycetes; Saccharomycetales; Saccharomycetaceae
Source: the annotation of a GenBank genome assembly